GAUGGUUAAGAGUCUUAUAAGUAUUUUAAAAUGUUUUGAAUGUUUUAUUUGGGGGGACCCCCAGACCCCCUGCUGAUUUGUUCCCCCCAAAUGUUGACUCCUUGGCUACGGCCUUGAUGUAGAGAACCUUUCUAAUAAAAAAAAAUCAGAUUUUUUACGUUAUUGUUGUUAAUUUGCUUUUGCUCAUUAGCUUUGGAGAGGGAUUGUGCUAUAAAUUUGGGAGGCAAUUAAUGAACUGUUUUAGAGAAUGGUUUUGUUAGAAAUGGAGGUUUUUGAUAAAGGAGUUUCAAGAGGCUGGCUACAGUAUGAUGCUGAGGCUGGGGUGACGAGUUGUUCUAUGUGUGACCAGUAUGCUAAAGAUAAUAGCAGAAACAAUUCAUUCAUCAGAAAUAAAAUGUUUCUAUUCAACACAAUACCUUAUGAUCUCAGUAAAAUGUGCCGAAAUUAAUGACAAUUAAUGACACAAAAGGUUAAUUUUAUUAUUUUGGCCGGUAAAAAAAAAAAUGCUUGGCUGGUGGAUUUUUUUCAUCUACCAGUUCCCUUGGCAUGUGAGACAAGUAGUACAUUUCGGACACUGCUUGUAUCUCUUCAGCUUUUCCUGUUGAUUGUGUGUUUCCGAUCAACUGCUCUUGAUAAGAUACCUUCACAACAUAUUUAUUUACCUGGAGUGAAUGUUACUUCCAGUGCAUAUCCCUGUAGCAUGAUCUUCAUCCUCUGUAUUGGAAGUGGACAGUCUUGGAAUGGCUUCUGAAACCGUGCAAGUACAGUUUUAUGAUCCGUUUCCACACUUAUUGUCCAUCCAGAAAUAUAGUGAUAGAAUCUCUCACAUGCAAAUGAUUUGCAAUUUCUUUUCUCUUUGUGCACAUCUUGUCUCGGCUCCAGUCCGAGAGUGUGAAGCAUAUGCUACUGACUGCCAGGCAUCUUCAUGUUUCUGCAAAAGCUCAGCUCCCAACCCAAAUGAAAUACAAAGACUCACUGCAGGUCUCUCUUGCUGUCUCUGAAGAGGAGGCUCCACCUGAACAGAAGCGAUGUGAGCAGGAGUGGAGCCCUAGUCUCAGGCAGGAGGAUUCAGAGCCCACACUGAUUAAAGGGAAAGAAGAGGAACUCCGGCCCUGUCAGGAGGAAGAACAGCUUCAAGGGCUGGAGCCUGAUAUAACAGUGUUCAAAUUGCCUCUUCCCUGUGUGAAAAGUGAAUGUGAUCAGGAGGACCUAUUUUGGUCCUUGAGUCUUCCCCAAACCCAGUCGGUAGAGAACAGGGAGUGUGACUUAAAACCUGUGGAUCUGAAUCCUUUUGGAAGUUUGACACACCAAAAGGCUUUCAAAAUUCUUUGUGACCCUCCAGACAAUCAAAACAUUGGCUACAGUCACAGCUCACCCAUAAGCAGUGCCCCCGUACGACUUGAAGGCAGCCAACCUCUGGAUUCCGGCCCACUGUUGGAUCCAAACCCAACAGUGGAGGAACACUGUUCCAAACCUAGCACCACAUCUAUAAAGACUCACCGCUGCUGUGACUGUGGCAAAGCCUUUCCUCUGAAAGCUGAUUUGCAGAGACAUGCAACUCAUGCAAAAAAGAGCUUCAAUGAAUGUCACUUCUGCCAAAAACAGUACAGUUCCAGCUGUAAACUGAAGGCCCAUGUCCAACUUUGUCAUGGUGGCAAACGCUGCACCUGCCCCUUUUGUGGCAAGACUUUCAAACAAAAAGGAAACUUAUCCAUGCACAUGCGUAUUCACACGGGAGAAAAACCAUUUAGCUGUGGUUACUGUGGCAAGAGCUUUAGUCAAAAGGGGGACCUGAGAAGACACAUUUUGACUCACACAGGAGAGAAACCAUUUAGCUGUAAUUUUUGCUGUAAAAGCUUCAAUCAGAAAGGGGACUUAAGGAGGCAUGUAUUGACUCACACAGGAGAGAAACCAUUUAGUUGCGGUGACUGUGGGAAAGGCUUCAUUCGCAAAGAGCACUUAACGGCACAUAUACGCACUCACACAGGUGAAUGAUUUAUAUGUGGGGACUGCACCAUCUGCUAGCUGACUUAGGAGGGAAAUCAUUUAGUUGUGGAGACUGCUUUAAACUGAAAAUGACUCCAACUGCACGUAUACCAACUGCAUGUAUACCAACUCGCACUCCUGAGAAAUCACAUGAGGGAACAAAGAUCCCAUAUCCACAGUGAAGAAUAUUUGUUAGUUUUUUUUAAAACAUUCUUAUGGAAGAAAAGCAACUCUUGAUUGUUUGUGCUGUGGACUUUGAGUAGGAUGGAUUUACAAACGUAUGCACAAAUGUUCAAUGUAAAUAAAAUGUGAUGAUUAUGAUGAAAAUAUAACUUACACAUUAGUUCAUGUUUUAUGGGAAUCGGUGGAAUGAAGAACUCAGUGGAAAACAGAACACAGUGGAUAGAAGGGAUGAGUUUUUUUUUUUUUAAAUGUUAUUGAUUUAUUAAAAAAUAUACACUCACCUAAAGGAUU
Messenger RNA from Esox lucius (northern pike), 2460 nucleotides. RefSeq names its product zinc finger protein 37 homolog. Bases 901 to 1995 code for a protein of 364 amino acids. The record is from RefSeq and is a predicted model, not a curated record. NCBI's taxonomy places the organism in Eukaryota, Metazoa, Chordata, Actinopteri, Esociformes, Esocidae. The transcript is spliced from 2 exons. Gene Ontology annotation, molecular function: RNA polymerase II cis-regulatory region sequence-specific DNA binding; DNA-binding transcription factor activity, RNA polymerase II-specific. Gene Ontology annotation, biological process: regulation of transcription by RNA polymerase II.